Monopterus albus (swamp eel) is the source of this 5170-nucleotide messenger RNA. Its product is annotated as leucine zipper putative tumor suppressor 2 homolog. The transcript has 9 exons. NCBI's taxonomy places the organism in Eukaryota, Metazoa, Chordata, Actinopteri, Synbranchiformes, Synbranchidae. Gene Ontology annotation, biological process: cell division; negative regulation of canonical Wnt signaling pathway. The record is from RefSeq and is a predicted model, not a curated record. Bases 437 to 2779 code for a protein of 780 amino acids.
GCAGAGCGGCAGUUCGGGCGCUGCCGAUGAUAAUACCGAACGCACUGAGACUAAGCAGCAGCCUCGGAUCAGCAGUAGAUUUACUGAGCUGCCGUGGACUGGACGGAUUUGGGGGGGAGACUCCGUGCGUAAAGAAAAGAAAAGAAAAGUACAUAUUUUUAGCUGGUUCCUCUUUAAUUGGGAAAAAAAGUUGUAUCCGCAUAGAAAAGGCGACCUGAUACACGCAGAACACAUUCGGUGCUGAAGGAAAUAUUGUACCAGGGACUGGUUGUAAAGAACAUCUUGUGUGAGAAAGUGCAGUAGAAGAGGCCGAGAAAGGAGUGAGGUCUUGGGAUGAAAACUCACUGCCAUUUCCUUCUCUCCCCCAAACCUCCAGCAGGAGUACACUGGGCAGCACUCUGAGAUUGCGUGGUGUGUCUGACACCAUCGGGCUGCCAUGGCUCUGGUUCAGGCACUACCUGUGACCGUGACUGACCACCCCAGUCCAGGUGUCGACAUCCAGCCACUACCAUCCCAUUCACCCUCAGGCCCUUGUGGGCCCUGUAGCCCUGGGACAGUCAUGGGUUCUGUCAGCAGUCUCAUAUCGGGCCGGACAUUCCAGGAGAGACACUGCCAGGCUGCCAGCGAAUUCAUCAUCAAGCCACGGCGUUCCACGCCGGCUACCAGCUGUUUCCGGCUCCAGGAUAACACCCUGCGCAGUGGGAGCUCCCUUGAGCAGCUGCUGGUUGUCAGCAACCAAACGCAGUCUCAGGCCCAGGUUCUGCCUCCACCACUGCCCACCAAGAAGCAGCCUCGGCCUGGUAACUCUGCUGGGGCAAGUGGGGGUGGAACGGUUGCUGGAGCUGUUGGUGGUGGCACUAAUGGGAACCUUGGGUAUGUGAGCAAUAAAUUGGUAGUUGGAGACUGGAACGACAAUCUAGUGGUGGCAGCCGCAAGCCCCUGCAGUGACACGGAGGACCAAAGGGACAACAGGACUUUGAACAGCAACAUUGGGGGGCCUCCACCCAAACUCAUCCCAGUGUCAGGACAGUUAGAGAAGAAUAUGGAGAAAGUGCUAAUUCGUCCUACAGCGUUCAAACCUGUCGUUCCAAAGAAUCGUCACUCGGUGCAGUAUCUGUCACCACGGCCAGGCGGCAGCAGUCUGACAGAGAGCCAGGCCAGCCUCAACCUUGUGCUGCCCCCCGGAGGAUCCAACAGCACCAGCGGAGCGAACGGCAACAGAGGGAGUAGCAGUUCUAGCUGUGAGGGCAAGCGCAAUUCCUACACUGGAGGUCGCAAUGCUCGGAAUAGCCAGUCCUGCUCCAUGUCAGAUUCAGGGAGGAAUUCCCUCUCCAGCCUCCCUACUCACAGCAGUACAGGCUACAGUUUGGCCCCCAGUGAGGGCUCAAACUCUGGAUCUGGCUCUGGGGGCCGGCUGGAGCCCGUCACCGGCCUGGGCCAGAACACUUCAGGUGGAAGUGGGUCACACCAUGGUCACACAAACUCAGACAGUGGGCGUUCCUCAUCCAGCAAGAGCACAGGCUCAGGUUCACUCAGUGGGCGUGGGCAGCCCCUGUCGGACAGCGGAUCCUGUGGCCACUCACCACCACCGGCGGAGGGUUAUGAGGUGGUGGUGAGGGAGCUGGAAGACAAGCUGAGGGAACGAGACCUGGAGCUCCAGCAACUGCGGGAAAAUCUGGAUGAGAAUGAAGCUGCCAUUUGCCAGGUAUACGAGGAAAAGCAGCGUCGCUGUGAAAGAGAGAUGGAAGAGCUGAGACAGAGCUGUGCAAUGAAGAUGAAGCAGGCUUCUCAGAAGGCCCAGAGGGCACAGCAGGUGCUACAGUUACAGGUAUUUCAACUACAGCAGGAAAAAAAGAAGCUGCAGGAGGACUUUUCCACUCUGCUGCAGGACAGAGAGAUGCUGGAAAAGAGGUACGCCACCAUUCAGAGGGAGCAGACCCAGCUGGGGCCACGUCUGGAAGAGACGAAGUGGGAGGUGUGUCAGAAGUCAGGAGAGAUCUCCCUCCUAAAGCAGCAGCUGAAGGAGAUCCAGUCAGAGCUCAGCCAGAAGGCCGGAGAGCUUGUGGUCCUGAAGGCUCAGCUAAGAGAAGCCAGAUCUGAACUGCAAGCCAGCCAGGUUCGAUCCCAGGAGGCCCAGAUGGCCCUGCGGACACGAUCUUUGGAGCUGGAAGUCUGCGAGAACGAACUCCAAAGACGCAAGAGUGAAGCUGAGCUGCUGCGGGAGAAAGUGGGCUGUUUGGAAGAGGAGUCAACCCGGCUCCGUGACACUCUCCCCAGUCACAGUGUACCGUGUCACAGUGCAAAUGCAACCACGAAGGGGCAGAGCAUGAGCCUAUCACUCCAACUGGGUAGAGGUAUGACAGGAAGGGGUGGCCCCAGUCCCUCCAUGUACCGUAAUGGAGAGGAAACUCAUCUGGUCUGGGGAGGAGAGAGUGAUGAAGCCAAGACACAAAGGCAGAAUGCAGAAACACUGUUUGCACUCAGACAGCAGGUGGACAGGCUGAAGGCUGAGCUCUUGUACGAGAGGAGGACGAGUGAAGAGCAACUGUCACGUUUUGAGGAUGAGCGGAGAGUAUGGCAGGAGGAGAAGGAAAAGGUAAUCUGCUACCAGAAACAGCUGCAGCAGAACUACAUCCAGAUGUAUCGUCGAAACCGGGAUCUCGAGCGAGUGAUGAGGGAGCUGAGCCUGGAGCUGGAGAACAGGGUCAUGGAGGACUAUGAGAUCCACAGCGGCAGCAAUGACAUCAACUUUGAAGAAAUCACCGCCACUGAGAUCUAAACACACACAGUAACAUGCGCACAAAAAUACACGGGAACACAAUUCACAAAAGACACAGAAGAUGUAAACCAAACAUCAACCUCUAGGCCAAAUACCGCACUAUAUUCAACUUGACUUUACCUGGACCACUGAGCGACCACUCGUCACUGUCAAAAGGGAGAUCUCUCUAAAGGUGCAUUGUUACUUUCUGCAAACAGAACAAUUGGAAUAAGUCUUUAUAAGGUGUCCCCCCCCUCCCAGCGCUUUUAGUAGGCUUAAUUCCAGUACAAAGCCCGCACAGAGACUUCUUUCCUUUGUGGAAGCAAAAGCAGUGAAAAAGUUUGUUUUUGUUUUUUGUUUCCCCCUCAGAGCACAUUCAAAUCAGAGUAUCAAACAUCACCAAAAAAUUCAAGCAAAAAAAUUUUUAGCACAUGCACAGCAAUCUGGUCACACCUUUUUUGGUAGUACACGGGACUAAAUAGCCGCCCACCAGCAUGCAUGUUAAGAUACGUCUUGACGGUAGUCCCAUCAACACCAUCACUGCUGGCUUUUAAGGAUGACCUCAUCACCCAUCCAAACUAUGCUAAAGGGAAAGUAACACCAAAUACUGCAACGUUUGCCGUUUGUACUUGAUGUUCAGAGGAUCGGAAGUUUAUUUCAUUUUACACAAAGGAAGAAGAAUGUUUUUGUUCUUGUGCUCAUUCUAGAGGCAUUUCCUCAGCAGUGCAUAUUUGAAAAAGAAUGUAUUGUGAUCACUGUUGCCACUCCAGAGAAAUGCAAUGUAAAUGGUCAUUGCUAGUAAUGAAAAAUCUGCUCAACAAGGGAAAUAUACUUUUUUGCACAACUUUCCUGCUUUCUUUUGUAUUAGAUUCUUGUGAAGCAACUAACUAACUCUAAACUGAGCAGUUUUGAAAAUGUGGCUCUAGGUUUUCAUACAUGUGGACAACUCAUUCUCAAACUACAGGGCACAUAAGAAACCAAACAUUCAUAGGAAGUGCUUUAUUUGAGCACAGCUGAUGUUUUUAGACCACCAACAGUCAUGCACUUAAUGUGUCAAUUCAUUCUGGCAAUGCAGCAAGCUCUGACAUAAAUAUUUACAAGUAUGUAGCACUAGAAAGCAGACGGUAGCAUGGGAAACAUCACCAGGAUGUUGCUGAUUUUUAUUUCUCUCUUGCUUUCUGCCUUUGUCUCUUUGUUGCUCUCUUUCCAUGUCUGUCUCUGCUUCUAACUCAACUAUUUUUGUACACCUCAGUAUCAGGAAACUAAAAAUGGAGCUAAUUCUCUCAGUUUGGUCAUGACGCUGCUGAGAGAUUUAAGAUGGUGUUUGAACUGUAGGCACGCUUACUCAGUUUCCAUUUAUUCCCCUUCAUUUCCAUUAGUGCUCUUUAUUUAGCUUUUGGCAGCCCAAAGCCAAAUAACACUUUCAAAGUCUUCCUCAUCUCCCCUAGACUCUAAUCUUCACCGACUGCUAUACAGGUAGUGAGACUGGCAUCUCUGCAUGUCUUUGUUAUAUCAGAUUUCAGAGGAAGCUGGUUUAGAUAGCGGUGAAAUGAGAAUUUGCAGAUGCAGUAGCCUCAGUGCUGAAUGUCCUCAAGGCAGGUCAGCUGUUAAAGCCCUACAGUAAAUAGUUUACGCAGGGCUGGGUGUAACACUGAGCAGAAAAAAGGUAGAGGGCUGAGAACUUUUCUUUUACAGAGAAUAUAUCAAGGAAUAAUAGUUAAUUGAAAAUCUAUAUAAUGGAGGAGAUGUAUAUUUUUUUAUAUGUAGCACCUGAAGAUAUUUUGGUGUAGUACUGGUUUAAGUGUGGGUUUAAUAUACAAAGUAUAAAGACAUAUAUAGAUAUAUAUCUAUCACAUACCAAUAUUUCAAAUGGAUUAAUUAGAAAUGGAGGCAGCAGGUUAGAAAGAGUGCACCUAAUACUGUAACGCAUGAAAAUCUGUUUACAUUAUACAAUCUGUGUGACACAAACGUACACUAUCUGAUGACCAACUUUUGCAGCUGACAAAGAAACUGGGAGCUUUUAUUCCAGGCUACGUUUUGACCUGUUGUCUCUCCAUUUGAUUAAUCUCUCACUUGAUUAUCAGUAUCAUAAUAUCACACACUGAUCCAUGUCUUUGUUGUUGGGUUUUGUGCACAUCAUUCAUUUAACUGCACGAGACGGGCCAUGUUGAGGGACGUCUUCAUUAAGUUGAGGCCAGAGGUGAUGCAAACCAAGAAAGGGUUAUGUUUCCUAUACUUAGAAAUUUGAUUGAACCACUUUCAGAAAACUUCAUUGGUGAAUCCAAGAUCGGUGAAUAUUUUGCACGGCCUUACCACAUUCGCUGUGGUUUGAGAGAUGGUGUAGAGCUGGGGUGGGCAAUUCCCGUCCUCGAGGGCCGCUGUCCUGCUUGUUUUCCAACUAUCCCUGCCUGA